This is a messenger RNA of Anguilla anguilla (European eel), 505 nucleotides long. RefSeq names its product interleukin 17a/f2 (gene il17a/f2). The record is from RefSeq and is a predicted model, not a curated record. Gene Ontology annotation, molecular function: cytokine activity. Lineage: Eukaryota; Metazoa; Chordata; Actinopteri; Anguilliformes; Anguillidae. The transcript is spliced from 3 exons. Gene Ontology annotation, cellular component: extracellular region. Bases 26 to 460 code for a protein of 144 amino acids. Gene Ontology annotation, biological process: inflammatory response.
UAGAGAAGAAGAACAGAGGAAAAAGAUGGUUCUCUUAAGAAAAGCAUGUAUGGUGGCCUGCUGCCUGGCCGUCCUCUUGAUGACCACACAGGCGAACCGCGAGGGCAAAAGCGUCUGCAACGCCAAGCUGAAGGUGACGCAUAAUUACCAGGCAGUGACCCCUGGUGUUCUGGUGGGGAACAGCAACAUUCACACCAGGUCCCUGUCUCCCUGGACAUGGAGGAUAAACUUUGAGGAGAAGAGGAUCCCCAAGACUAUCUCCGAGGCAGUCUGCAGCUCCAACUAUUGCAUAGACCCCAACAGCAGGCCUGACUGGGCCCAGCAUGAAGUUAAGCUGAACUCUGUGCCUAUAGCACAGAACCAGCUGGUGCUGCACUUCAACAAGACGCUUGACUGCUACAAGGCCUCCUUCAUCUCCGUCACUGUGGGCUGCACCUGCGUCCGGGCCAGAAUGGAAUAAACAACCAAUCAAAAUGAGAAAUUAAUCAUAGUUACCUGUGUUUUU